Equus quagga is the source of this 533-nucleotide messenger RNA. It is a transcript of the gene RPL30, whose product is annotated as ribosomal protein L30. Gene Ontology annotation, molecular function: structural constituent of ribosome; RNA binding. The record is from RefSeq and is a predicted model, not a curated record. Gene Ontology annotation, cellular component: cytosolic large ribosomal subunit. Lineage: Eukaryota; Metazoa; Chordata; Mammalia; Perissodactyla; Equidae. Bases 136 to 483 code for a protein of 115 amino acids. The transcript is spliced from 5 exons.
GCUUCCGCUUCCGGUCCUGGAGUCCCGGCUUUGCGGUGAAGAGCUUUGCAUUGUGGGAGCUCUUUCCUUUCUCGCUCCCCGGCCAUCUUGGCGGCUGCUCUUGGUUGGGGGCCGUCCCGCACCUAAGGCAGGAAGAUGGUGGCCGCAAAGAAGACGAAAAAAUCGUUGGAGUCGAUCAACUCUAGGCUCCAACUGGUUAUGAAAAGUGGAAAGUACGUGCUGGGGUACAAGCAGACUCUGAAAAUGAUCAGACAAGGCAAAGCGAAACUGGUCAUCCUCGCCAACAACUGCCCAGCUUUGAGGAAAUCUGAAAUAGAGUACUACGCCAUGUUGGCCAAAACUGGUGUCCAUCACUACAGUGGCAAUAAUAUUGAAUUGGGCACAGCAUGUGGAAAAUACUACAGAGUGUGCACACUGGCUAUUAUUGAUCCAGGUGAUUCUGAUAUCAUUAGAAGCAUGCCAGAACAGACUGGUGAAAAGUAAAUCAUGCAAAAUUUUUCUUUAAUAAAACUGGCCAGAGCUUGUUUUAAAAA